CCAUCCAUGUUCCAUCCCAUAGAGUGAGUUCAUUCUGAAGAUGCUGCCUCCAAAAUCGCUUUUUAUGGGUGUUUCCAUUUUCCUUGGGACUCAGCAAAUAGGAGCUCAAGAACUUACUGUAGCCUUCAGUCUUAUAUGUUGUGACUAGUCUGUUUUAGGUUUUCUUAAUGUGCCUGUUACUAUGGUAUCUGUACAAGGUGGAACUAUUUUUUAUCUUAAUUCUGGGUUCUUUAAUAUUAUUUUUCACUUUCUCCCCCCUCCCCCCCGAGAGUAGAUGAAAAAGCGGGGUUUAAUACCCACAGACGCCACAUACACAGCCCUGUUCAAUGCCUGUGCUGAGUCACCAUGGAAAGAUUCGGGCCUGCAGAGCGCACUCAAACUACGGCAAGAACUAAAGAGCAAAAAUGAGGAGCUGAAUCUAAUAACAUAUCAUGCUCUGCUGAAAGCAUGUGCCAUCUGCUCAGAUCUCAGGACAUGCUUUGACAUACUGAGGGAAAUUGUGCAUAAAGGACAUGCUGUCACAAAAGAGACAUUCAGCUUCCUUCUCAUGGGCUGCAUAAAGGACAAGGAGAGUGGUCUCAGAUAUGCCUUGCAGGUUUGGCAACAAUUGACUAAACUGGGAAUAAAACCUGAUGAUUACCUUUACAAUCUGAUGCUCCACGCUGCAAGGGAUUGUGGAAUAGGGGACCCUGUUGUUGCUUCUGACUUGUUGCAAAGAAGCACAAAGGAAAACCAAACUCAAAUAAAGCUCAUAUCAGAUAGCCAGGGUAAAAAGGUAAAAGGUCAGAAAAAGAAAGGAGCAGACAGUGGAAUUGCUACCCAGUUGGAUGUAGAAUCCAUGGAAAAACAAAUAUUUCAUGAAAAUUCCAGAAAAGCAGAGGAACUCUUAAUCAACCAUGAAGACAGAGAUGUGCAUGAGCUUCAGGCUGAACCAAGAAAUGGAUUGGGUGGUCCCACUAGUAAGACAGAAUGCAGUGGGACUGGAGACUUCAGUAGAUACCAGGCUGUUUCAGAUCUGCCACAAACAAACCAAGAUCAGUUUUUUGAGCCUGCUUGUAACCUGCCCAAUUUGUUGGACUUGAAAAUUUCCAAUAAGAAUUUGGUAUCCUUGGGGACGGUAGCAACGCCCUCUCAUAGGUUGGCUUUGAUGGGGAAUAUGGAGGGUUUUUUGAAUAAAAUGAAAGAGGAUAAUGUGGCACCCAACAUUAAGACUUUCACACUGUUGGCUGAGCUGGUUGAACCUUUAAGCCAGUCAGAAUCCUCUCUAUUGACAGUCCUGGAUGAACAUAAAGUGAAAGCAGAUGUUACCUUUUUUAAUACUUUGUUGAGAAAGAAGAGUAAACUGGGAGACUUAGAAGGUGCAAAGAGCAUGCUGACAGCUCUAGUGAAGAGGGGACUAUCACCCAACAUACAGACAUUUUGUAACUUGGCAAUAGCCUGCCGCAGAGAGAAAGAUGGACUGCAGUUACUUUUGGACAUGAAGAAGUCUGGGAUUACUCCUAAUACCCACAUCUACAGCACUCUUAUCAAUGCAGCUGUGAAGCAAUUGGACUAUACGUACCUCACAGAAAUCCUGAGAGACAUGAGAAAAAAUGAGGUCCCCCCAAAUGAAGUUGUCAUACGCCAGCUGGAGUUUGCAGCUCAGUAUCCACCGCAGUUUGACAGGUAUAAGUCAAAGAACACGUAUCUGGAGAAGAUUGAUGGGUUCCGAGGCUAUUAUUUCCGCUGGCUAAAAGCAAUGUUAGCAGAGGAGACUCCACACCCAUGGGCAAAAUACCGAACUAAGGAUUCAGCAGCCAAGGGCAGUGCAAAGGACAUUCAGUCCCAAGGCACCAUGGAACAAUAACUGUUGAGAGCAAAUCAGAAUUUUCCAUGUGUGGAAUAUGCAGUACUUCAGAUGUUGGAACUAUCAACAGGAAUUUGGAACGCUGGUUUCCUUCAGCUGCCUUAUAAGUGGCAUCACUGUACUUACAUGUUUUGACUAUUUAAUAAAAGUACGGUCUCAACUGAAAGGAGAAAUAAGAACUAAAAA
Messenger RNA from Pelodiscus sinensis (Chinese soft-shelled turtle), 2032 nucleotides. The record is from RefSeq and is a predicted model, not a curated record. Lineage: Eukaryota; Metazoa; Chordata; Testudines; Trionychidae.